AUGAGUUUUGCUAGAAAGAGGAUUGCUCAAGAAAGGUCUGAGUGGCGAAAAGAUCAUCCAGUAGGAUUUUCUGCUAAAUAUGCACCAUCAGAAGAUGGUGAAGGCCAAAAUAUGAUGAGAUGGAUUUGUAAAAUUCCAGGAAAGAAAGGGACUUUAUGGGAAAGUGGUGAAUAUACAUUAAAUGUAUCUUUUCCUGAAGAUUAUCCUGCAAAACCUCCAAAGUGUAUUUUUCAACCACCACUAUUUCAUCCUAAUAUAUAUCCGUCAGGUACAGUUUGCUUGUCUAUCUUAAAUGAAGAUGAAGAUUGGAAACCCUCUAUAACAAUGAAGCAAAUACUACUUGGAAUUCAGGAUUUGCUUGAUAAUCCUAAUAUUAAAUCUCCAGCUCAAGCGGAAUCUUAUCAACUUUAUACAAACAAUAGGAACGAAUAUAAUAGAAGGAUUAAACAACAAGCCAUACAAAAUAGACCCUCAGACUAA
Cryptosporidium muris RN66 is the source of this 480-nucleotide messenger RNA. Its product is annotated as ubiquitin-conjugating enzyme family protein. NCBI's taxonomy places the organism in Eukaryota, Apicomplexa, Conoidasida, Eucoccidiorida, Cryptosporidiidae. Gene Ontology annotation, cellular component: nucleus. The record is from RefSeq and is a predicted model, not a curated record. Bases 1 to 480 code for a protein of 159 amino acids. The transcript is spliced from 2 exons. Gene Ontology annotation, molecular function: SUMO conjugating enzyme activity. Gene Ontology annotation, biological process: protein sumoylation.